AUGGACAUGAUGGGUAACAGAGAGCGACGAGGCGUGAAUUUCAAAGGCUUGCUGAGGAGGAACUGGCUUCUGAUUGCCACGGUUUUAUCAGUGCUGCUCGGCAUCAGUCUGGGCGUCGUGGUCAGAGAGUACGCGUCCCUCUCCCAGCUCCACAAGCAGUACUUUGGCUUCCCAGGAGAGAUCCUCAUGCGAAUGCUGAAGCUCGUCAUCCUCCCGCUCAUCAUUUCAAGCAUGAUAACAGGUGUCGCGGCCCUGGACUCUGAGGUGUCAGGAAAAAUAGGUCUGCGCGCUGUUAUUUAUUACUUCUCCACAACCAUCAUUGCAGUUAUUCUUGGCAUCAUUUUGGUGAUGACCAUCAAACCGGGAGUUUCUCAGACGGCUGAACACAUUGACAGGGCUGGAACCACGCCCAACGUCACAACAGUCGACACGCUCUUGGACCUCCUCAGAAACAUGUUUCCAGAAAAUCUGGUGCAGGCUUGUUUUCAGCAGUACAAGACCAAGCGCAAAGAGCUGGAGCCACCGAAAGCUUCAGAAGACACCACCACCAUUCCACCUCUCACCACUACUAUCAUGGCAGCAGUAGAGAAUAUAACCAAGGACUAUAAAAUCAUCGGGACAUACUCGGAUGGAAUGAACGUACUGGGGCUCAUCGUGUUCUGUGUUGCUUUUGGCCUCGUCAUUGGGAAGAUGGGUGAAAAGGGCCGUAUCCUCCUGGAAUUUUUUGAUGCCCUGAACGAAGCAACCAUGAAACUGGUGCAGAUCAUUAUGUGCUACAUGCCAGUGGGGAUCCUGUUCCUAAUUGCUGCUAAGAUCAUCGAGGUGGAAGACUGGGAGAUCUUCAAGAAGAUGGGUCUUUAUAUGGUGACAGUGCUGAGUGGUCUAGCUAUCCAUGCCACCAUAUGCCUGCCACUCAUCUUCUUCGUCAUUGUGAGGAAGAACCCGUAUACAUUCACACUGGGAAUGGCUCAGGCCCUGGUGACAGCACUCAUGAUCUCCUCCAGCUCCGCCACCCUGCCCGUCACCUUCCGCUGUGCCGAGGAGAACAAUCGCAUCGACAAGCGGAUCACCCGCUUCGUCCUGCCAGUGGGCGCCACCAUUAACAUGGACGGCACGGCGCUCUACGAGGCCGUGGCCGCCAUCUUCAUCGCCCAGCUGAACGACUACGCUCUAGAUGUGGGCCAGAUCGUUACUAUCAGUAUAACAGCAACAGUUGCCAGUAUUGGAGCAGCAGGAGUCCCUAAUGCUGGACUGGUCACCAUGGUAAUAGUCUUAACAGCUGUUGGAUUACCUGCAAGUGAUGUCACUCUGAUAGUGGCUGUGGAUUGGCUUCUGGAUCGGUUCCGUACCAUGAUCAAUGUUCUUGGCGACGCCUACGGAGCCGGAAUCGUCCAGAAACUAUCCAAGAGGGAGCUGGAGAGGAUGGACCUAACAUCAGACGUGGACGUCGCCAACCCCUUCGCUCUGGAGGCCACACUGGAUGACGAAGAGUGCGAGAAGAAAUCCUACGUCAACGGGGGCUUCACUGUCGACAAGACAGAUGCAAUCUCCUUCACUGAGACCUCCCAGUUUUAG
Molecule: messenger RNA, 1575 nt
Organism: Chelmon rostratus (copperband butterflyfish)
Lineage: Eukaryota; Metazoa; Chordata; Actinopteri; Chaetodontiformes; Chaetodontidae
Gene: slc1a1
Product: solute carrier family 1 member 1
Exons: 12
Coding region: 1-1575 (524 amino acids)
Biological process (GO): L-glutamate transmembrane transport
Cellular component (GO): plasma membrane
Molecular function (GO): L-cysteine transmembrane transporter activity; glutamate:sodium symporter activity; L-glutamate transmembrane transporter activity
Source: RefSeq, a predicted model, not a curated record